Messenger RNA from Medicago truncatula (barrel medic), 1684 nucleotides. Its product is annotated as phenolic glucoside malonyltransferase 1. The coding region runs from base 44 to 1435 and encodes 463 amino acids. The record is from RefSeq and is a predicted model, not a curated record. The transcript has a single exon. Lineage: Eukaryota; Viridiplantae; Streptophyta; Magnoliopsida; Fabales; Fabaceae.
UUUAUCACAUACCUUUCUUUCUUCUUGAUGAAAUAGAUAAACCAUGGCACAACAAGAAUCAUCAUCCAAAGUUGUUGAAGUAUUCAAUAUUGAACCAUUUCAUGAACCAACAAAACCUUCUCAAUCACCAACCUCACUUCCACUCACAUUCUUUGAUCUUCUAUGGUUAAGAUUUCCACCAGUUGAACGUCUUUUCUUCUAUGAAUUCACAAACUCACCCACUUUUUUCUAUGAAACUCUUCUUCCAAAUCUCAAACACUCACUUUCACUCACACUUCAACACUUUCUCCCUCUUGCUGGUAACAUAAUUUGGCCUAGUGAUUCAUCCAAACCAAUCAUAAACUAUGUUAAGGGAGAUUUUGUUUCCUUCAAUGUUGUUGAGUCCAAAGAAAGUUUCAAAAAUCUUUCUUCUAAUCAAUGUGAAGCUUUAAAAAGGCAUCAUUUGAUACCCCUUUUGAACACUUCACAUGAAAAAGCUUCUUUGAUUUCAAUACAAAUCACUUUGUUUCCAAACAAUGGUUUUUGCAUUGGAAUAUCAUCACACCAUGCUGCUUUAGAUGGAAAAUCUUCCACCACUUUUAUGAAAUCAUGGUCCUAUAUUGCAUGCUCUAAUUCUAACCUUGAUUCAUCUUUUUUAUCUUUACCUGAAAACCUAACCCCUUUUUUUGAUAGAUCAUUGAUAGAAGAUCAUCAUAGUGGAAUUGAAAUUAGUGAAGCAUAUGUUGAUGCUUUGAUGAAACUUGGUGGACCAAAUAAUAAAAGUCUCAAGGUUUGGGAUUUUUUCGGUGCCGCGAAAAACGAUGCAAUUAAAAGCUUAUUUGAAUUGACUCCUUCAAAUAUUCAAAAGCUUAAAGAUUAUGCAAAAAAUGAAAUGAAAAUGAAUGUUACAAACUUGUCUACUUUUUCAGUUACAUGUGCUUAUGUGCUAGCAUGUUUAGCAAAAGCUGAGCAACCUAAGGCUGAAGAAGUGGUUUUCAUAUUUAGUGUGGAUUCUAGAGCUAGAUUAGAGCCUUCAAUUUCUCCUAUGUAUUUUGGAAAUUGUGUUACAGGCCAAAAGGUUGUUCUUGAGACAAAGAAAUUAGUUGGAAAAGAUGGAUUUUUAAGUGCUUUAGAAGGGAUGAAUGAAGCUUUGAAUAAGGUAAAAAAUGAUGGUGUGUUGAAUGGAGCUAAAGAUUGGUUAGCUACUAUGUUCAAUGGUAAAAAGGAUGCUAAAAUUUACUCUAUUGCUGGAUCACCAAGGUUUGAGGUUUAUAGUAUUGAUUUUGGAUUUGGAAAGCCUAAAAAAGUUGAUAUGACUUCAACUGAUAAAACAGGAGCAUUUUCUAUUAGUGAAAGUAGGAAUAACAAUGGUGGAAUUGAGAUUGGUUUGGCUUUAGGUAAGGAAGAAAUGGAAGCUUUUUCUACCCUCUUUGUUCAAGGACUUGAAUCCAUUUAAAGAUUCAAGAUUUACUACUUUUUUGAAGGAAGCAUGAUUGUUUGAAUAUGAUUCAGGUAUUUUGUGUUAGGGAGAAAUUGCAAGCAUUAGCUUAUUUUAUUUUUUUAUCUUACAAAAUUUGUAACAUCACAAAUAUAAUUAUAAUAAUGUAAGCAUCUAGAGACUCUACUUAGCCAGAGAGUACUCUUUGGAAGAUGCAUUCUAUUUAUUGAUUCUAAUUUAUUUGUGUAAUUUAAGUUUUUCCGCAAA